GGUUUGAGGCCGAGUGGAUGGACUCCGUAGGGAUCCACGGCCACUCUUUUGAGAGUGCAGUUGCGCGGCCGGGGGAGGCUUCGCGUGCCCAACGAGAGAUUCAAGGCUUUCUCGGGCAACGGCCGCGGCGAGGCCCACUGGCACAGCGAAUCUCGGACCACGUUGGACAAAUCACGGUGAAUUUGUGGACGGCGACUCUUGACUUUACUAUGGGUGGAAAUCUGACAUGUCGUAGUUUGUAUAGUGUUCGAUACAAAUGUAUCGUCACGCGCGCGCAUUUGGACAUUUUCAGAUUCAUUGACACACACGACCAUGAUCUCGAUCAUUGUGGCGGGCAAAGCCAUUCGCGACGAGAAUCGCCAAAUGGACCUCGUCCUCAACAGUCCCAAGAAGACGACGUGCCUGCGGUGCAGUAAACACUUCUCCCUCCUACGUCGCAAGGCAAUAUGCACUGCGUGCCACGAGGCGUUCUGCAAAGAUUGCACAGUCAUGCUCACCUUCGACAAACUUGAAGGCGCACAUCGCCUGUGCGACUUUUGCUCGAACGCGGGACACUGCUUGAGCAUAGGUGCAACUCGUGGAUCGACUGCGGGCAGCAUCCAUCCCUUACAAAGUUCUUGCCUUGUAGGUGGAGUCGACGCCCUCCCCACUCGCUUCUCGGAAGAUGACUUGAUUGUCCCCGUCCUGGAAGACAAUAAUUUGGGGACACCGGACUUUCCAAUUGCACAAUCUGGUCCUGCUGCUCACUUCUAUCGCACGUACUACCAAGCUGGUGGCAACUCCCCUGCACCAUCUACCACACCUUGAGCAAUUUGGCGCUCGAGACGUUGCUUGGCCCAUGCUGCGAAUGGCCUCCCCGGGGGUUUGGAAUGCACAAGCCACCAUCCUACGCUGCAGACUCCAAGCCCGAACUGUGGACCUUGGCGCCCAACGUUGCCACGAGCCGCCGUGGUUGGAGCUGAGACUGGCGCAGCAAGGCUCGUAAGUUCUAGUCGAAGGAACUUGACGAGUACGUGGGGUGCUGCCAUUCGAAACUAACGUCACGGGCCAGCGCCUGGUGAAAUCAGCACAGAGCAAGUCGAAAACGAAUUAUUUUACGAUCUAUUUA
Aphanomyces invadans is the source of this 1108-nucleotide messenger RNA. RefSeq lists its product as hypothetical. NCBI's taxonomy places the organism in Eukaryota, Oomycota, Saprolegniomycetes, Saprolegniales, Verrucalvaceae. The coding region runs from base 313 to 807 and encodes 164 amino acids. The record is from RefSeq and is a predicted model, not a curated record. The transcript is spliced from 2 exons.